AUGCCUUCCGCCGCACCGCCUCGCGACGCGCCCCCCGCCGUCGCGACGUCCGCGGCGAGCGUGACGCCGCACCGAGUGGCGCUCGCGCUGCUUCUGCGCCUCCUCGCGGGCCCGUCGCACUCCGCCGAGCCCGGGCUGGCUGACGAACUCCGCGCGCGUGCCGCCCCGCCCUCCCCGCCGCCCUGCCGCGUGCGGCAGCGGCUGGCGCUCUUCCUGCUGCGCGAGACCAGGGCAGUGAACUCCUGGCACGAGCCAUCUCUGAGCGCGCUGCUGCUGCGACUGGCAGCGGAGGUGAAGGAGGGAAGGGGUGGGGGAGAGGCGGAGGCAGGCAAGGGGGGCCACGGAAAAAGGGGAGAGCGGGGCAGGAAUGCAGAGGCGGAGGGAGCGGAGGAAGGGGAGGAGGGGUGGGGUGAUGUGGGGGGGGUGCUGGUGCAGCAGCUGCAGGCGCUGCAGUCACCAGAUGACCUCUUCUCCCUCUUUGCCUCCCUGCACUGUGAGUGGGGCACUCGUGUGUGGUGCGGCGCGCAGCACGUCCCCUCCGCGCCACCGGGCAGCAUUUUGAGGCGCCUUAAAACCCAUGCUUGCCCUGUCCCCCGCCCCACCUCUCCCCCUCACGACCGUGUUGCAGCGUGUGUGGCGCGCAGCACGUCCCCUCCGCGCCACCGGGCGGCAGCAGCAGCGUCGCCCGCCUGCCAGCCUGUCACCCGCGGCAGUGCUCUCGGCCUCUUUCUUCGCUCGCUGCUGCUCUCCUUCCACCACCUGCCCUUCCAG
Molecule: messenger RNA, 771 nt
Organism: Closterium sp. Naga37s-1
Lineage: Eukaryota; Viridiplantae; Streptophyta; Zygnematophyceae; Desmidiales; Closteriaceae
Source: the annotation of a GenBank genome assembly